Molecule: messenger RNA, 2694 nt
Organism: Grammomys surdaster
Lineage: Eukaryota; Metazoa; Chordata; Mammalia; Rodentia; Muridae
Gene: Msh5
Product: mutS homolog 5
Exons: 25
Coding region: 53-2551 (832 amino acids)
Biological process (GO): mismatch repair; chiasma assembly
Cellular component (GO): nucleus
Molecular function (GO): ATP-dependent DNA damage sensor activity; ATP binding; mismatched DNA binding
Source: RefSeq, a predicted model, not a curated record
CGCGGCGGUUGGUCAGGGAGGCGGAUCGUCGCGGCUGAGAGUCGCCGAGCCCAUGGCUUUUAGAGCGACCCCAGGCAGGAUGCCGCCAGGACCCGGGCCCGGGGUCCCCUCAGCCAGUUUCUCCAGCCCCCAGCCUCCAGUGGCGGGGCCUGGAGGGAUCGAGGAAGAGGACGAGGAGGAGGAGCCGGCCGAGAUCCAUCUGUGCGUGCUGUGGAGCUCGGGAUAUCUAGGCAUUGCUUACUAUGACACUAGUGACUCCACCAUCCACUUCAUGCCAGACGCCCCAGACCACGAGAGCCUGAAGCUGCUCCAGAGAGUUCUGGAUGAAGUCAACCCCCAGUCUGUUGUUACAAGCGCCAAACAGGAUGAGGCUAUGACUCGAUUUCUAGGGAAGCUCGCCUCCCAGGAGCACGGAGAGCCAAAGAGACCUGAAAUCAUACUUCUGCCAAGUGUGGAUUUUGGUCCAGAGAUAAGCAAACAGCGUCUCCUUUCCGGAAACUACACCUUCAUCUCAGAGUCCAUGACUGCUACUGAGAAAAUCCUUUUCCUCUCCUCCAUUAUUCCCUUUGACUGUGUCCUCACGGUCCGGGCACUUGGAGGACUGCUAAAGUUCCUGAGCCGAAGAAGGAUCGGGGUUGAACUGGAAGACUACAGUGUCGGCGUCCCUAUCCUGGGCUUUAAGAAGUUUGUACUGACCCAUCUGGUGAGCAUAGAUCAAGACACUUACAGCGUUCUACAGAUUUUCAAGAGUGAGUCUCACCCUUCGGUGUACAAAGGAGCCAGCGGGCUGAAGGAGGGGCUCAGCCUCUUUGGAAUCCUCAACAGAUGCCGCUGUAAGUGGGGACAGAAGCUGCUCAGGCUAUGGUUUACACGUCCAACCCAGGAGCUAAGGGAGCUCAAUUCCCGUCUGGAUGUCAUUCAGUUUUUCCUGAUGCCUCAGAACCUGGACAUGGCCCAGAUGCUGCACCGGCUCCUGAGCCACAUCAAGAACGUGCCUCUGAUUCUGAAACGCAUGAAGUUGUCCCACACCAAGGUCAGUGACUGGCAGGUCCUCUACAAGACUGUGUACAGUGCCCUCGGCCUGAGGGAUGCCUGCCGUUCCCUGCCCCAGUCCAUCCAGCUUUUUCAGGAUAUUGUCCAGGAGUUCUCUGAUGACCUGCACCACAUUGCCAGCCUCAUCGGGAAGGUGGUGGACUUUGAGGAAAGUCUUGCUGAAAACCGCUUCACAGUCCUCCCCAACAUAGAUCCUGAAAUAGAUGCCAAGAAGCGGAGGCUGAUGGGGCUCCCGAGUUUCCUCACUGAAGUUGCUCAGAAGGAGCUGGAGGACCUGGACUCUCGCAUCCUCUCGUGCAGUGUCAUCUACAUCCCUCUGAUUGGCUUCCUUCUUUCCAUUCCCCGCUUGCCUUUCAUGGUGGAGGCCAGCGACUUCGAGGUUGAGGGACUGGAGUUCAUGUUUCUCUCAGAGGACAAGCUGCACUACCGUAGCACGCGGACCAAGGAGCUGGACGCACUGCUGGGGGACCUGCACUGUGAGAUCCGGGACCAGGAGACCCUGUUGAUGUAUCAGCUGCAAUGCCAGGUGCUGGCACGGGCUUCUGUCUUGACUCGGGUAUUGGACCUUGCCUCCCGCCUGGAUGUCCUGUUGGCUCUCGCCAGUGCUGCCCGGGACUAUGGCUAUUCAAGACCGCAUUACUCUCCCGGCAUCCAUGGCGUGCGAAUCAAAAAUGGCAGGCAUCCUCUGAUGGAACUGUGUGCACGAACCUUCGUGCCCAACUCCACAGACUGUGGUGGGGACCAGGGAAGGAUCAAAGUCAUCACAGGACCCAACUCCUCCGGGAAGAGCAUAUAUCUCAAACAGGUCGGCUUGAUCACCUUCAUGGCGCUGGUGGGCAGCUUUGUGCCUGCAGAGGAGGCUGAGAUUGGGGUGAUUGACGGCAUCUUCACCCGAAUUCACAGCUGCGAAUCCAUCUCCCUCGGCCUCUCCACCUUCAUGAUUGAUCUCAACCAGGUGGCGAAAGCAGUGAACAAUGCCACAGAGCACUCGCUGGUCCUUAUUGAUGAAUUCGGGAAGGGAACCAACUCGGUGGAUGGUCUGGCACUUCUGGCGGCUGUGCUCCGUCACUGGCUAGCACUGGGACCCAGCUGCCCUCACAUCUUUGUGGCCACCAACUUCCUGAGCCUUGUUCAGCUGCAGCUGCUGCCGCAAGGACCCCUGGUGCAGUAUUUGACCAUGGAAACUUGUGAGGAUGGAAACGACCUUGUCUUCUUCUAUCAGCUUUGCCAAGGCGUCGCCAGUGCCAGCCACGCCUCCCACACCGCGGCCCAGGCUGGGCUUCCUGACCCACUCAUUGCUCGUGGCAAAGAGGUCUCGGACUUGAUCCGCAGUGGAAAACCCAUCAAGCCCAUGAAUGAGCUUUUGAAGAGAAACCAAAUGGAAAACUGCCAGGCAUUGGUGGACAAGUUUCUAAAACUGGACUUGGAAGAUCCCUCCCUGGACCUGGACAUUUUCAUUAGUCAGGAAGUGCUCCCUGCUGCCACUACCAUCCUCUGAGCAUCCUCCCUCUGCCUCCCAGCUACUUGAGCCGCACCCCCCACCCUGGGCUACCAGGCCUUUUCCUUUUCUUCCUUACUACAGAGUUCUCAGUUUGCACAACAUUUUAUCUUGUGUUAGGAAUAAAGUUUAUUUUGGAUCAA